Molecule: messenger RNA, 288 nt
Organism: Oppiella nova
Lineage: Eukaryota; Metazoa; Arthropoda; Arachnida; Sarcoptiformes; Oppiidae
Source: the annotation of a GenBank genome assembly
AUGGUUAAAGAGUUUUAUGGCUCUAAGGGCUUGGGAUUAGAGAAGCUAUUAUCGAUUCAUGAGUCGGCGUACUACGAGUGCCAUUACGCUCCCUGUGCUCGGAUAGAGCGCGAGCCCCGGCAGUUCUCCAUAUGCGGCCGGUGCCAGGAGACCAGGUAUUGCGGCACUCAGUGCCAGCAACGGGACUGGCCCUACCAUAAGAAGUAUUGCCGCGAACGGCCGCACCGGGACGUCGCCCAACAACAGCCUCUGCUACCGCACCGGACGUACGGACUGCCCGACAGAUAA